CUUUCGUUCGUGCGCUGCGCGUGUGACAAAUGACGUCGGUGGACGGUCAUUCAUUUUCUUUUUACCCAGUUUUGCUUUGAUAUUCACAUGUCUGUAAAUCGAAUAAAUUCCAGGUUGUCUAUCUACAGUGUUGUUUUGUGGUUUUACUAUAAUUAAUGAACAUGUGUUGUGGAGUGAUUUGACGUAACGGUAUUGCAAUUUUGGAGGUAAAAUGCCCGCUUCCAUUUGCGACCCAGUAUCUAGCGCAUUGCGUUUAUCUCUUUCAACUGAUGAAUCCCAGGGUUCAUCACUACUAGACAGCAGACUUUAUUCCAAAAAUGUGUUGCUAUCAAAGAUAGAGUUCGAAGAAUCGGGUGAUUACCAGAGCAAUGUUCUUGAUGGCCUCAAGUCUAAGUACGUGGUGAUUCGACCAAAGAAACCAGUGCUUGAUACAAAAAUAGUGAAGAAAGAAGGCAACGGCACAGCACAGACUUCAGAAGCUAGUAAAAGUGGAGAUGACGGCAUACCUCGGCCAAAGCGGCUGCUGUUUCCCAUUGAGAAGGUCCAGCUGGGCUGGCAGGGCGCAUGGGCGGCCGGCGCGGGGAUGCAGAAUGUCGGCAACACUUGCUACUUGAACUCCACCCUACAAGCCCUCUUCCACGUCCCUGCAUUCGCCAACUGGCUAGUCUCAGAAGCACCACAUGCUGAGAAGUGUAAUCAGCAAGAAGCGUGUGUGAUUUGUGGCAUGCGGGCAACGCUCAUGGCCACACAGAAGAGUGGUGGUGCGCCCAUCAAGCCGUGGCAGGUGUACUCCAAGCUGAGGCUCAUCUGCAGACACCUCACCCCCGGCCGGCAAGAGGAUGCCCAUGAGUUUUUGAGAUACCUGGUCGAAGCAAUGGAAAAAUGCUACCUGUCGCGCGUGAGCAACUCGGAGAAGCUGGAGCAGUUCAGCAAGGAGACCACGCCGCUGAACCAGAUCCUGGGCGGCUACCUGCGCUCCACCGUGCGCUGCCUCGCCUGCCACCACCUGUCCACCACCUACCAACACUUCCAGGACCUACUACUAGAUAUAAGAAAACAUUCAACAUUGGACGAGGCAUUAGACUCUUUCUUUUCAAGAGAGAGGCUUGAAGACUUAGGGUACAAAUGUGAAGCAUGCAACAAAAAGGUGUCAGCAACGAAGCAGUUCUUCAUAGAGCGCGCGCCGAUGGUGCUGUGCAUCGCGCUCAAGCGCUUCUCUCUCGCCGGCGGGAAGCUGUCCAAACACGUGCAGUUCCGGAAGAAGAUCUGUCUGAAUAAGUACUUCUACAAUAAGAACUCGCAACAACAGCUGUCGUACAAGCUGGUGAGCAUGGUGACGCAUCUGGGCCCGUCCCAGCACUGCGGCCACUACACGGCGCUGGGGCAGGCGCCCAACACCAACUACUACCAGUUCGACGACUCCUGCGUGCGCCCUCUGCCCCUCUCCACCGUGCUCGGGAACAACGCCUACAUCAUGUUCUACGAGCGGGACCCCGACCCGCCAGCUCAAGUCUACGGGCCGCAGAUACCCGACACUCUGCUGAACAGGGACAAGAGCCCACUGAAACUCACCUUCUUCAGGAGCGAAGAGAGAAAACCACAGGAUACGACGGAAGUCAAGCAACCUGUCAUACUGAACAGCACGCUCAGUAAAUCUACGGACUCGAAUUCGGAGCCGUGGGUCGUGAAACAGAACGGAGAGGUAGAGAAAGUGACGACGCCAAAAAAACAAGAUGACAGGAUAUUCAAAGAUGACAAAGUCAGCUUCGUUAUCAAGAGGCCCACUGAUAAUGACAAUAUAUUCAAACCUAAACAGAAGAGUGAGUCGGGGCGCCACACGCCGGAGCGCGCCGGCAGCAAGCUCGUGAAGCCGCCCAAGUCCCCGCUGGAGAAGCUCGAGGAGCAGAUGAACAAGAACGAGUCCGAGAACCACUCAAUCAAGAACGGCAACGCCACCGGGAACGGGCUCAGCUCCAAGUUAGUACCUUACGACUCCGAGUCCAGUAGCGAUGAGAAAAGUGACCGAGGGAAGGAUGAUAAGGCUAAAAAGGAAGUCGGUAAAGACGCUCGCAACGGCGGCUGGCCCAAGCCCUCGCGGUGCGCGUCGCCGCAGGGGCUGGUCGUCACCACCAAGAGCAUGCACCACGCUUGGACCGUCUCCAGCGAGAAGAACGGCCCGCUCUUGAGUCCCAGUCUAAACGGGGUCACAGUUACUAACAAAAAAUUGAAGGACAAGGAAGAGGUGAACGGGCAGCGCGCAAACGGCAACGGAUCUGAGAACGAGAAGAGUCCAAACACGAGUGUUAGCACUUUGUCGCCUCUGAGCGCUCACUCGGGGGGCGAGGGGGCGGGGGCGGCGGCGCCGGGGGACAAGGGGGGGGCGGCGCCGGGGGCCGGGGGGGCGCCGCCCGCGCCGCGCCUACUGACGUCACACGAGACGCUGCGCAACAUGCAGUCGCUGUCUCACCGCGGGUACGGAGCGCCCGUGCACACGUGGGCGGGGACUAACAGCAAUCUGAAUAGACAGGUGAAUGAGGAGCGGCGCGAGGAGCGCAAGCGCGCGCACGAGGGCCUCGACGAGAUGGACGGCGGCCGCGUCAAGAAAGUGAAGAAAUUCCACCACUACAACCGCUUCAACAACGAUAGGAAUGGAUACAAUCCUUUCCAGGAGAAGCAGAACAAGCAGCACUGGGGCGGCGGGUUCAAGGCGCGCGAGCGGCGCCCGCACCACGCCUUCCACAACAAACACUACAAGAACAAAUACAACCGAUUCAACAACAGGUACAGCAACGGACACAAUAACUACUCACGGCACCAUUGACAUCGGCUUGUGAGUGUCUUCACAUAACUGUGUAUAAGCAUUCGGACUCCAAUCUAUAGUUAAAUUAUAUUGAUAUGUCGCUAACAUAUAGAUAUAAGUGUUAACAAGAAAAAAAUACAGAUUACACCACUUAUCCGGUUGUUAAAAUAAUAAAUAUUGCCGAAAAUCUAGUGGAUGAAAAAUUAAUUUAUAUAAUAUGCAUGGGACGUGCCUAUACUGUAUGUAACGCCAAUUUGAACUGCCAUUUUGCCUCUGAAUUCAUAGACAUUUACUAUAUUAGAUUAUAAUCGUAAUUAGUAAGGGUUACAUUGUGUUUAGUUUAAUGUUUAGAUGUGCAUUGAUUUCGACGAAACGCAUUUUAUGAAAGACAGCAAUAACUCAAUUUAGUUUCUGAUGCGCCUUACUUAGUAAAUAAAUAAUAAUAGUAGAAAUAUGUACAUAAUAUAAUUCGCCUUAUGAACAUAGAAGUUGACUGACUUUUCUUCGUCGCUGUUAUCUUUUUAUCCGACUUCAGACAUGGGAGAAGACUCUAUGUUCGAUUUUUAUUUCAUCCUAAUGUCCAACUACUUCGAGUAUAUAAUGUGGGUGGAUACAUUUGUGUUCAAAAGGUUGAGGUUACCUCGUAGGGUCCCGUAGUAAACAUAAUUUCGUCCUAUAUAAUAAAUAAAAAUGUCAGUCUGUAAGCACAUAAUGUAGCAGAUCAGAGCUGAGUAUACGAAUGUUGGAACUGUUGAAGAUGUUGCAAAAAUUGUACAGUGGAGUGAAAUGUUCUGUGAAACAGCAAUAUUUUUUGUACAACUAGUCAUAAUUCUACUCCGAAAAUAUAUUAAACAUAUACCUCAUCCUAAAAUUCGAUCGCGUAUUAGCUGGAGUUGCUACGGAGCCCGUUGUGUAGGUUAUUAUUAUUAGCUAUACUUUAAUUAGAUGUUGCUUAGGUUUAAAUGUGUAAAUGGAAUGCUAGAUAGCUCACGAAUCUUAUGAUUUCAUCUCUAAUUAAAAUGGGACAGACAGAAUUAUUACCGUUAAGUACGUGCAUUAAUAUACAAACGCAAACUCAGACUUGCAUUUUAAUUUCAUUAUCUCGUAAAUUCUAUUUAAUCCUUUUUUGGGGACUAUUCAGACUCACUUUUUUUUGACUAUUAUUCCUACUCUAUAAAUAAAAUAAGUUUAGGUUUUGAUUAUGAGGUGGUCUUGUUUUGUUUGACGAUAAUAACUAUAAUAUUUUCCUGUAUCGUAAACUAUACAGGUGUUGCAAAAAGGGUAUACUAAGCCGAAACCUACACGUGCAGCAUGU
Molecule: messenger RNA, 4115 nt
Organism: Plutella xylostella (diamondback moth)
Lineage: Eukaryota; Metazoa; Arthropoda; Insecta; Lepidoptera; Plutellidae
Gene: scny
Product: ubiquitin specific peptidase 36
Biological process (GO): regulation of apoptotic process; protein deubiquitination
Cellular component (GO): nucleus; cytosol
Molecular function (GO): cysteine-type deubiquitinase activity
Source: RefSeq, a predicted model, not a curated record